Messenger RNA from Triticum dicoccoides, 1614 nucleotides. RefSeq lists its product as uncharacterized. Lineage: Eukaryota; Viridiplantae; Streptophyta; Magnoliopsida; Poales; Poaceae. Gene Ontology annotation, molecular function: protein binding. The record is from RefSeq and is a predicted model, not a curated record. Bases 13 to 1263 code for a protein of 416 amino acids. The transcript has a single exon.
UGAGCGUAAGCCAUGACCUCGCAGCAGUCACCGCCGCCGCCGGCGGCGAAGUCACAGCGACCACCCGCUCCCACCACCGUAACCGCUCUCGACGAUGAUCUCCUCCGCGAGAUCUUCCUCCGCCUCCCCUCCCUACCGACCCUUGUCUGUGCGGCCCUCAGCUGCCGCACCUUUUUCCACGCCGUCCGGUCGUCCCCCGCCUUCCGCCGCAGCUUCCGGGAGGCCCGUCCACCACCUCUCCUCGGCCUCUUCUUCGACCCCGACGGCCCCUCCAUCCCCGCCUUCGCACCCCUCCGCCGCCGCUCCGACCCUGACCUCGCCGCCGUCGUCCGCGGCGCCGAUUUCUUCCUCACCCGCCUCCCCGACGACGACGACGACGACGACGACGCCUUACCGGAGUGGGUCAUACAAGACUGCCGCGACGGCUACGUCCUCCUCGAACACGGAAGCCUGGAGCAGUACGCCGUCUACAACCCCCUCACACGGGCCCUGGAUCUCAUCCCCCAGCCGCCCGACGAGAUCUUCGACGACGGGCACGGCGUCGCCUCCUCUCUUGGGUGCUACAUCCUCUCCUCCGAAGAGGGCGGCGAAGCGCUGCGCCUGGUCUACACCUGUUACGAUGAGUCGCGGGCGCGUGCCGCCGUCUUCUCAUCAGAAAGCAGGGAGUGGCAGAUGCUCCCGUGGUCCGAGCCUGUGACGCCACUGCCUGAGGACGAACACUGGCUUCAACUUGGCACAAUGGUGAAUGGGUUCGUCUACUGGAUACACAAAAAUCUAGCCUACAUUCUCGUGCUGAACACCGCGACACUGCAAUUCUCCCAGGUGGAUGUGCCGCGAGUUUUGGUGGGUCAUGAUUUAAUGUUUAAGGUUGGCGAGACCAAGGAUGGAAAGCCUUGCAUUGUCUGCCCAGUUGAUUUUCAUCUUUUUGUCUGGGUCUGGCGAGCCGGUCAUGAUGGAAUUGAGAAAUGGAAAUUCCACAAGAGGAUUCCGUUGGAGACGAUUGUCGAGGUCACCGACGGUACACUUGACGAGCAUUCUGAACUGAAGGUUUUGGCCAUUAUUGGUGGAUUUGUGUACUUCUGUACCAUGGAUAUGUUGGUUGACGCAAAUGAUCCUUGUUGGUUCCUGUCUCUAUGCAUGGAGACAGGAGAGCUGGGCACGCUCUUUCGGAGGAGAUUCGACGGCCAUGUCCACCCCUACAUCAUGGCAUGGCCUCCUUCUUUGAUAGACAACAAGGUGAACCCUCAACUUGAAGGUGCUUGACAAAAUGCGGACAAGGUAUCCUGACAUUUCCUUCGUUUGGCCACUAGAUGGUAUUGUAGUAAUGAUAUGUUCGAGGUGACGAUAAAAAAAAGGUUGUUUUUGUUUGUGACACGGGUAAAUUGGAGUAUCUAUAUUUUGUAGCAUUCGCCAAAUGCUUGCUUAUGUUUUUAUUUUUCAUUUGAUACUUAUUUUCUUUAUCAUGCCCAAGGUCCAGCAGUACUAAGUUUAGUAGUAGCGCAGGCUCGGCAAUAUGCCGAUUUAUUUGUUUGCAAAUGUUAAAGUCCCUUCACUUUCCACUGUGCCAUUCAGCACAAGUCUAUGGCUCUAUAUGACUGCCUGCAUUUUUGAACA